AUGCCAGCCUUCUCCAACGACGUCUCCUACCAGACUGCCACUGCCACAGCCACCCAUCCUCGCUCGUUCGAAUCAUCCCGAAAGUCGCACGACAAGACCCCCGUUGGAAAUACUUUCCUGUGGACCAACUGGCCCAACGGCAACGACGCGAAUCACGAUCAUCAGAAUGACCGACACCUUCUGACCGACCUUAAGAACGGCAGUGCAUACUCCCUGAAUGGCCCUCGCUCUAGUGUCGGCUCGUACACGCGCGACCCGCCCCUGUCCAAGGACGGCAGCAUGCAUUCGAUAGGCAAUGGAUCCAUGAGGGAUCCCCGCGAGAACGGCCGCCCGUCAGCCAUGCUGGACCGUAAACCUUCCGACACUGGACCCGGUGCUAUUUCCACAACGGCAUCCCCUUCUAGCCAACAACCUAAUGGCACUGCAAAUGGCCGGCCUGUCCAGGGGAAACUCAUGGUCAAUGGAGACGUUCACCCACCCUACGCCGACGAGUCGUCGAUCUCGCCAUCGGCCUCGCUCUUACAAAUCCCGCAGCAGGAUGAGACCGGUCGUUAUUCUCCAGACCCUGAUCGCUUGACACCGAGCUCGAAACCCGGCCAACCACGCCACUCCUCCCCUCCCGCCUCAUCCAUACUCGACGCCGCCUCCGUGCCAGAAUCGCAGAACUCCAGUAUGCGACAACGACAUUCAUUGCAGGUUCCGAGAACGCCUAGUGUUCGACGAGAUAGCCGAGAAUACCCCGAUGAUGCUGCGUACAGCACUGGCCGAAUGUCACCGACGACCGGCUUCCGACGCGCGUCAGUCGGUCUAAUUAGAAGGGCAACGAAAAACAGCACCCACCAAGAUAUCACUCUGGAUGAGGCACCGCCGGAUGAAGAUGCGGCCCGAUGGGCCGAAGCUAUCAAACAAAAGCGAGCCUCGCGACGACGCCGCGAAGAGGAGGACGACGAGCGGGUGAUUGUGGGCACCAAGGUGGACCAAAACCACGUCAACUAUGUGACGGCAUACAACAUGUUGACUGGUAUCCGCUUCACGGUCUCGAGAAUCAAUGCGAAAAUGGACCGAGAACUCACCUCGGCGGACUUUAAUGCCAAACACAAGUUCUCCUUUGACAUCAGAACCGGAAACGAGCUGAUUCCCUCCGCAAAAUAUGACUUCAAAUUCAAAGACUACGCACCGUGGGUCUUCCGACACCUUCGCGCCAAGUUCCGUCUCGAUCCCGCCGAUUACCUCAUGUCCCUCACAAGCAAGUACAUUCUAUCGGAGCUGGGCUCCCCCGGCAAGAGCGGGAGCUUCUUUUACUUCUCCCGCGACUACAAGUACAUUAUCAAGACCAUUCACCACUCCGAGCACAAGCUUCUCCGGAAGAUUCUUCCUGAGUACUACCGACAUGUGGAGAACAACCCAAACACACUCAUCUCACAAUUCUACGGAUUGCACCGAGUCAAGAUGGCGUACGGCCGAAAGAUCCACUUUGUCACAUUCGACCUGAAGGGGUCAACGAUUGGUCGUGAUCUGCAGGAGUCAGAUCUGGAGAGAAACCCCAGAGCAACUAUGAAGGACCUGAACUGGGUUCGUCGUAACCGUCACUUGGAAUGUGGCCCGUCAAAACGAGAUUUCUUCAUUGAGCAAUUGAAACGUGACGUUGUGUUGCUCCAGAGACUCAAAAUCAUGGACUAUUCUCUUCUGGUAGGAAUCCAUGAUGCUGGCAGGGGCAAUGAAGAGAAACUGCGUGACAAGACUCUUCAGGUGUUCCAGCCAGGAGGCAACCGCGAAGAGGAUACGACUCCCAACAACCUGAUGCGCACUCCAUCGAAAUUGGAGAAUGAACGCAAGGCCCGGGAGCUGCGUAUGCUUAUCAAACGUGAACGGCCUGUUCCAUUGGACAAAGCAGCUGCGAAGAUGCCAGAUGAAAUCCUCGAUGAACGGAAAUAUCAUGUCUUCUACGCGGAUGAUGGAGGUUUCCGGGCCACUCAUGAGAAUGGCCAACCCGGCGACGAGAUCUAUUACCUCGGUAUCAUUGAUUGCUUAACUCAUUACGGGACCACCAAGAAACUGGAGAACUUUUUCAAAGGACUCUCGCAUGACCGGACACAGAUUUCUCCGAUCCCGCCAGAGAGCUACGGAGAGCGCUUCAUUAAUUUCAUCAAGGGAAUCACCAUGUCGAGGGAAGAAGCCGAACGACGACGCGAGUCUCGAAUCUCCGCGUCCGGUGCACCUCAGCAAUCGACCGAAAACCCACGUUCGAGAUCCUCGUCUGUCGAGCGAACAAUGCAGGCAGCGGAGAAGGAAGCAUCGAAAGACGUGUCCAUCACGCAUCCUCGAACGUUAGCCACUCAGAUGCCGGGGGGCCCCGGUCCGACUUCGACUCUCCCCAUCGUGGAUGAAGCCGGCGAGGCAAGCAGUGUCGGAGGGCGCAGCUCACACAGCCGACACGGCCCUCCAGCAUCAGACAAGGAAUUGCCCCCUGUCCCUCGUGACGCUCCACCGGCAACUCCCAGCAAAGGCAAGGAUGUUGAUCGGCGCAAUUUCCUGGCUCCCAGUGCGGCCCGACGUUAG
This is a messenger RNA of Penicillium mononematosum, 2559 nucleotides long. Its product is annotated as 1-phosphatidylinositol-4-phosphate 5-kinase. The record is from RefSeq and is a predicted model, not a curated record. Gene Ontology annotation, molecular function: phosphatidylinositol kinase activity. The transcript is spliced from 4 exons. Bases 1 to 2559 code for a protein of 852 amino acids. Gene Ontology annotation, biological process: phosphatidylinositol metabolic process. Lineage: Eukaryota; Fungi; Ascomycota; Eurotiomycetes; Eurotiales; Aspergillaceae.